Molecule: messenger RNA, 3300 nt
Organism: Neltuma alba
Lineage: Eukaryota; Viridiplantae; Streptophyta; Magnoliopsida; Fabales; Fabaceae
Product: probable inactive leucine-rich repeat receptor-like protein kinase At3g03770
Exons: 8
Coding region: 691-3045 (784 amino acids)
Biological process (GO): protein phosphorylation
Molecular function (GO): ATP binding; receptor serine/threonine kinase binding; protein kinase activity
Source: RefSeq, a predicted model, not a curated record
UGCUCGACUCCACAUGCCCCAUGUUAAAAGAUAUCCUCAUAUUAUGAUAUCAUAUCAUACAGAGGAAUAAAGGCUUCCCAUCUAUACAAGAAUCUUUCUUUUACUUUUCCUGCUUCUGCAACUACGGCUUCCCUUUAGGCCUUCCAGAGAAAUAAGGAAAAGCAAGGCCAUGUCCUGAGGGGAAGAUGGAGCAAAUUUUGUGAAUCUCAAAUUCAAUAUGAAAGAAAAUAUGUUGAAAUGUCGCUUUGGGGGAUGGUCCCGCGUGUGAAUUUUGGCUCUUUCAUUUUCUUUCGCCCUGUGUCAUCUUGUCCUGGCGUGGACAGGAAAAAUCUGGCUCCUGGGAAAAUGGUUCCUGUGCCUCAGUGAGAUUUGGAGACUUUUUCUUGACAUUUUUCUCAUUCUGAGUUUGGCUUUUGUUGAGUCGUGUGGUCGACAAUUUCUGAAGAUAUUUAAAAUUUACUCUCUUCCCAGACUCCCUCUCCCUUCUUCAAAUUUUGAAUUUGGCGCAAGAACGAGGUGAUAUGAAAGUUCUUUACUUUAUUCAACCUGGGAGUGGACUGGCUUUUGGAGGACUUACUGGGUGCUCUUGGUGAUUUUGAGAGCAACUGUUGCAGGGCUUCCGUUCGUGGCCUUGAAAAACGAAGCUCUUAUCUCAAGGGACUUUCUAGAGCACGGAAGAUCUUUCUUUCAAUGGCAAAACGAUUCCACACUUCGUUGCUUCUGCUUUUAAUAACAGCUUUACUUUCUAUCUCUGAUUCGGAGCAGCUUCAAUCUUCCCAGUUUGAUGCCCUUCUGAGUAUCCAGAGAGAUUUGAACUUUCCUGCUGCUUUAAGCAGUUGGAGUAGCCACACAGACUUCUGCAACGCCGACUCAAAUUCUUCUUCCACUGUUGUGUGCUAUGAAGACACCAUAACCCAGCUUCAUAUAAUAGGUGAAACAAGAACUUCCUUUCUUCCUCGAAAUUUCUCAAUAGAUUCCUUUUUCAAAACACUGGCAAGACUUCCCAAUUUGAAAGUCCUCACUCUGGUUUCUCUUGGUAUAUGGGGUCCAUUGCCUGCUAAAAUUUCUCACUUGGCAUCACUGGAAAUACUUAACAUGAGCUCUAACUGCCUAUACGGGCCCAUACCACAAGAGCUUUCUUCACUUUCCAAUCUUCAUACUCUCAUUCUUGAUGAAAACAUGUUGGCUGGUCAGCUUCCUGAUUGGAUGGAUUCAUUUCCAGCCUUAACUGUGUUGAGUUUGAAAAACAAUAGGUUCAAUGGAUCUUUGCCUGAUUCAUUGGGUAGCUUGGAAAAUCUUAGGAUCCUUUCACUUUCCCAUAAUCACUUUUAUGGGGUGGUGCCUGAUUUGAGCCGUUUGAAAAAUCUUGAAGUUCUUGAUUUGGAUAGCAAUUCUUUUGGGCCUCAGUUUCCUCAACUUGGUACAAAAUUGGUCAUUCUUAUACUAAGGAACAAUAGCUUCAGGUCUGGUAUUCCUUCUGAAGUGACCUCUUAUUACCAGCUUGAGCGAUUGGAUAUCUCACUAAAUACAUUUGUGGGGCCAUUUCAGCCAGCUUUGUUGUCUCUUCCUUCAAUUACUUAUCUCAACAUUUCUGGGAACAAAUUAACUGGGAUGGUUUUUGAGAAUAUGUCCUGCAGUUCAGAACUUGAAGUUGUGGAUUUAUCCUCAAAUCUUUUGUCAGGCAAACUACCCAGAUGUUUAGUGUCAAAUUCCAGUGAUAGAACAGUGCAGUAUGCUAGAAAUUGCCUUGAUGGUGCGGAUCAGAAUCAGAACCCACCACCCUUUUGCCACACUGAGGCCUUAGCUGUGGGGAUAUUACCUGAGAGAGAAAAGCACAAAGGACUGUCCAAGUUAGUCAUUUCCAUUGGAAUAGCAGGUGGAGCAGCAGUGGUUGUUGUACUUGUUGGGCUUACUCUCUUUCUUGUUAGAAAAGGAAAUGCCAAAAGCAGAAGCAAGAAUCCUCCAAUACGAUUUAUAUCCGAAAAUGCUGCUUCUGGGUACACCUCUAAGUUGCUUUCUAGUGCAAGGUAUAUAUCUCAAACCAUGAAGUUGGGAGCAGUUGGCUUGCCAACUUAUCGAACUUUCUCACUCGAGGAGAUUGAGUCUGCUACAAACUACUUUAACACAGGUUCCUUCAUGGGUGAAAGUUCUCAUGGGCAGAUGUAUCGAGGUCAGUUGAAGAAUGGUUCAGUUGUGGCCAUUAAAUGUGUGAAAAUAAGAAAAGGUUAUAGCACACAAAGCUUUAUGCAGCAAAUAGAGCUGAUAUCAAAACUCAGGCAUCGUCAUUUAGUCAGUGCUCUUGGACACUGCUUUGAAUGUCAUUUAGAUGAUUCAAGUGUCAGCAGAAUAUUUCUUGUCUUUGAAUACGCACCAAAUGGCACGCUUAAGAGCUGGAUCUCUGAUGAGAAUCCUUCAAAAUCACUUGGUUGGACUCAACGCAUAGCAGCUGCUAUUGGAGUAGCAAAGGGAAUCCAGUUUUUGCAUACCGGGAUUCUCCCUGGUGUGUAUUCAAAUAAUAUCAGAAUAACAGAUGUUUUAUUAGACCAGAACCUCGUCUCCAAAAUCUGCAGCUAUAACCUGCCUUUGUUAUCAAACUUGGAAAAGGUUGGCCAGGGAAAUUCAUCCAGCAAAUCCAGAAGGCCUAGAGUUAACAAAAGUAACAAACAUGAAGACAAGUCUGACAUAUACAACUUGGGAGUCAUACUAUUGGAACUCAUAUUCGGAAGGACAGCGAAGUCAAGGAAUGACGUGGACACUUUAACUAAAUUGUUGCAAGCAAGCAUAGUAACUGAUGAUGAUGCGCGGAGAAGCGUGAUAGAUCCUGCAAUUCGAAGGGCAAGCUCGGAUCAAUCAUUGAAGACGAUGAUGGAGGUUUGCGUGAGGUGUCUGGCUAAAGAGGAAGAAGAAAGGCCUUCCAUUGAAGAUGUAUUGUGGAAUCUGCAAUUUGCUGCUCAAGUUCAAGAUUCAUGGCGAGUGGACUCUAGAGGCAGUAGCGAUUGGUCUCCUGGCUCUCCUUCAGACUCUGCGAGAAUGACCUUCCAUUAGUGUCAAUACACAGAGUAUGUGUCACAUUUUUUGUAUAUUUCAUUGUAAAGCCUACAGUGGUUGAAAUAUAUAUAGAAAGUGAGCAUUGUAAUUUACAGUUGAAGCAUCAGAAUAUUAGAUGCAGGGUAAGGGCUGUGAGUUCGGAAAUGGAAUAUCAGAUGAAGCACGCAGGUCUAUAAUUAAAUUGUCUGUGAAAUGUGUUUCUUAAUAAAAGAAUAAUCUUGGGAGCAUAAUAUAUCAGUGAAUCUUUCAGCA